Messenger RNA from Fusarium coffeatum, 1569 nucleotides. RefSeq lists its product as uncharacterized. The transcript is spliced from 3 exons. Bases 1 to 1569 code for a protein of 522 amino acids. The record is from RefSeq and is a predicted model, not a curated record. NCBI's taxonomy places the organism in Eukaryota, Fungi, Ascomycota, Sordariomycetes, Hypocreales, Nectriaceae.
AUGCAUUACGUUCAGCCGCCUCUGGCUCCAAAUGAGCUUCGCGGAGCUCCGAGUCACGGCGACUGUUCCCAUACUCCUGUGUCUGACACUCAAUCUUCCUCAAGUGUCGGGCCAUCUCUUGACAUCCCCUCUCGACGGGAACCCUGCCGUCUUGAAGCGCUAUCAGCUUGCAUCGACAGUUCCGCUCGUGCGAGGAUCAUUGCGGUUAUGGCCCUAGACAUCUUCGCCCGUGGCACCCCGCUCAAUAGACAUUUCGACAGAUGGAUAUGUCCAUUUUCCAAUUGCAAACAAGGCUUUCCCGACCCUAGGGAUAUGAUUCUUCAUGCAGCUCAAUGCAUUCAUGUAUCUCCCAAUGGCGCUUAUUGUAACUGCUGCUGCGAGUAUUACAACUUUCCUAGCAACAGCCGAGCCUAUCGGAUCAGCGCUGGCGAGAGCGUGUCACCCACUGCGAAGCCCUCCACUAUGGCAAAGGGCAAGAAGAAGAUCGCUGGUCUCAUUUCCCGCUGCUCUGGAUCGGCAUCGUCAUCUCGCAGCGAGCUAUCCGCGGUCGGUCAGCGCUCAAGCAGCUGCACAACAUCCAGCUGGGAUUCAAUGUCAGAGUCCCUGCCUACUUCCCGCAAGGGGUCUGUGGUCUCGUCUUUUGAUUUUGCCGGACCAUCAGCAGGUUCCCGCCCUGCGGAUACACUGGCUGAGCUUGGUACCGAUCCCCGUAUUCCUGAACUCGAAAAUUCUGUCGCUUUGUCGAACAGGUCCGCUCAUCGGGCAGUUGCCAAUGUUCAUACGCAACAGCGCUCGGCCCAAUCUUCAAUCUCCACUUUGUCUGCAAUCUCAACCGCUGGCUACAUGGACUCUGUGAGUAGAGACUGUGGGGAUCUCUGCAUGUCGCCCACGGAUUAUUCUGUCCCAGAGCUCCCACAGAAUAGCGAUACACAGACCCACGAAGGUGGAGUUACAUACGCUACCGGUCAAGUCGCACAACAUCAGAUGCAAGCCUCGUUUGCUCCAGCCCAAACUUCCUUCUGGGCUGCGAGCCCGCAACAGGCUGGUGCAACAUGGGAUUUUGACGACUCGGCUCCAUCGUCACAUGUGUAUGCGCAGGGGCUCAUAGUCGACGUACCAAACUUCUCACUUCCGCGACACAAUCCUUCAUCCGGAAUUGGCGGUGAUAAUCGUUUCAGCAUCUCCGAGUCCACCCAUCAACCAGGUGUUGUUGCGAGCAUCGAGCCCCAAUCUCGCUAUAGUUCCGGGGACUCAUUCGACUUUUUCCCCUACCAGUCUUUAGGCAAUGAUCCACCCGGCGUGGGCUUAGCUGUAGACAGUAUGGAGUCGAUUGGUAUGGCUAAAACCAACGUGGAAACAAUAUCCCCAUCACUGAGAAGCUCAAUGGCCUCUUCGAGAUCUUCUGGUACUAUGCAGAAUGACGAUGAUAUGCGCUGUCAGGAAUCAGGAUGCAAAUACCAACCGAGCGGUGCAGAGGCGGAGGUGUUUGUGACAGAAGAAGGGCCCAGAGGCAUUCAGCGUACCGGAAACGUAGGUCUAGUAGACGAAGAGCUGCGCGGCGAAUCUUGA